This is a messenger RNA of Agrilus planipennis (emerald ash borer), 2016 nucleotides long. RefSeq lists its product as uncharacterized. The transcript has 2 exons. The record is from RefSeq and is a predicted model, not a curated record. NCBI's taxonomy places the organism in Eukaryota, Metazoa, Arthropoda, Insecta, Coleoptera, Buprestidae. Gene Ontology annotation, biological process: regulation of mitochondrial mRNA stability. Bases 286 to 1905 code for a protein of 539 amino acids.
UCGAACGUUCACAUAACAAAGAAAAAGAUAAAUUCAAAAUUACAGUUAUAUGACAGUAUAAUUUAAAUCACUAUUGAUCACAUUAGUUUUAUCUAUGAGACUAGUAGUUCCAAUAAAUCACAAAAGUUGUAUUAUCUAUGAUUAUUGUGCUACAGUUCAGGUGGUCUACGUUUAAAUUAUCUAUAUGUCUAUCUAUGCUAUACGUCUUCAAUUUUGUGUUUUUUUUGUGGUUAUGUAGAAUAGGAAAUAAGUAAUAGUAAUUAUUAUAAAAGAUUAAUAUUUAUAAUGUUAAAAAUUAGUCAAAUUUAUUCGAAAAUACCGCAGAAAGCUUCUAUUGUACAACUGUAUCAAUAUUUGCGACAAUAUGCGUCCGCACCCGUUUCUGCUGUUUCAAAACUUCAAGUAAAGUCGCAUGAAACGCAUAUAGAAGGCAGUUCUUCGACAAAUUUAAAAGUCAGUAAAAUAACAUCAAAAAAUCCACUAGUUGCAGCAGCAUUUGCAUCCUUGGGUUCUAAAGCAGUUGAAGAAAUAAAAACUCCAAGAACGGACGAACGAAUUAAAGGUGCACAGACUGUUGAAGAAUUACUAAAUUUGUCAGAGGGAAGUGGUUUGUCGAGAAGAUUUGCUUUAAAAAUAGUAUCAGUUUUAGCUGACUGGUGUACAGAUGAUAAAAUUCAGUUGUCUGAUUUUGAUAGGGAUCCCCGCUUUGUACGUUUAUGUAAAGUUUUGACAAAAAAACCGAAAGCCAAUUUGACACCUCACAAUGAAGAUUUGACUAUGGUGGUAAAUAUAACAGCUGAUGAUGAAGCUGCUAGACUUAUUAAUGGUUUAACAAUACCGCAAAUGGUUCGUGUGGUAAUGCUGUUGGCAUCUAAGAAAAGAAGAUCAGUUUCAUUAUUAAGGUCCAUCUCUUUCAAUAUCUCACGAAGCCAAGAGCAUUUAGAUUUAAAGCAGUGUGCUGACCUUCUGUUUGGAGCAGCUUCAUUAAAUUAUAUAGACGACAUUUUACUAGAUAAGAUUUGUCGUGAUAUUUGCAGUCAGUUAAAAGAAAAUAAAAGAGGAAGUGCAGUCAUUGGUUCUAUAUUAACAAGCCUUGGUUUAAUUAGAUAUAAAGACCCAGUUGUGUUAGAUGCAAUAACUGAAUGGGUUCUUUGUAAUGCAGAAAAUACCAGAGCCCAAGAUGCUUUUGCCCUGUUUUUAACAUUAGCAAUCACUAAUCAUCGGUCUGAAAAAUGGGAGAAGCUAAACACUGUCUUUGUUUCACAGUUAUCACAGAAAGAUGCACUCAAAUUGUCAACAUGGUUAGAUUUUGUGUGGUCUUUGGUGGUUUUAGAACAGGCAACAGACAAACAUAUAGAAUCAGUCUUAACCGACAGUUUUACUCAAAAAGUUGAAAUAGAAUUCCAAGUCCCACAUAAACUAAAAAUUUUGAAUAUCAAUGCUGCUGCUAAUUUACUGUACAAUGAUUACAAAGGAUCAAAAUUAAGUGAUUCUUCAAAUAUAUAUAGUGCAGUUCCAUUACAAUCCAAGAACAAGAAAGCCCUUGCAGCAUCCAUCAUUGAGACGUUAGGUAAUCUUUUUCCACUUGAAACUUAUCUAAAAACUAAUGUAAAUACAGGAUUAGGAUUACUUAUCGAAGGAGAAUGCUUGAUAGACAGAAAGGGGAAUCCUCUUCCCUUUAAUAAGAAGUCAGAUGAAUGUAUUAGAGUAGCUGUAGUGGUGUAUGAUUUUCAUGAUAUGUGUAGAGGAAAAAUCGAACCGACUGGAAUGCAUCAUUUAUUUGAAAGGUUACUACAUGCUGAGGGAUACAAAGUACUUGCAGUUCCAUACACCGAGUACAACCCUCACGAUAAAUUGGUCCAGAGGAUACAGUUUUUAAAAAACAAAUUUAAGGCAAUUACUUGAUUUAUUUAUUAAAUGAAAUCAGAAAUAUAGUAUGAUUGCUAAAUUAAUAUUUUUAAUGAAAACACCAUAAGAAAUACAUUACAAAAAAUUGUUUAAUUAAAAUUUACACCG